Messenger RNA from Rotaria sp. Silwood1, 810 nucleotides. NCBI's taxonomy places the organism in Eukaryota, Metazoa, Rotifera, Eurotatoria, Philodinida, Philodinidae. The record is from the annotation of a GenBank genome assembly.
AUGUCUUCUAAUAUUCCACGUAAUUUAAAUAAAAAUAUGAGAAAACGUCAACAAUUCGAUUCUCCAAUGAAAUUUCAUGUAACGAAAAGUAAUUCGAAUGAUGUAUUUCGAAGUUCUGAAGAAGAAUUAUUCAUACCUCAUCGAAAAAUACCAAUCACUAAUUUACAUUCAUCUGGGUAUCUUCUUCUUUGGACUUAUUCCCAACAUAUUCUUUCUUUUAGUCUUGUUUGUAUUAUUAUUAUUGUUUGUUUUAGUUUAACUUAUGCAAGUAUUGAAUUAAAAAAUGAAGUUCAAAGUCUUUCUUCACGUAUUAGUGAAAUCGAAAAGAAAUUUUUAAACACAGAAUUAAAUCAUAGUUUACCAAUAAUAGAACAAAUAAAAACUCGUGUUCAAUUGCUUGAAAAUUGGAAUUUUUCAUUUAUUUAUAAUCACUUACAAAAACUACAAGUUCAAAUGUUGUUAAAUAAUUUUAUCUUAUCUAACCUGCAGAAAAUUGAACAUAACUCAGCACAUUUGUUUAAAACAACGAAUGAAUUGAAUAAUUUAAAUCGAGAAAUGGAAAAUCGAAUAGAAAACACGAUAAAUAAAAGUAUAGUUAAAUCAUAUGAACAGUUUAAUUUGCUUCAGAAUGAAAUUCAAAGUUUCAAUCAAAAUAUCAAAAUAGAAGAAUUGACAAAACAUCUAGAGCAAUUAACUAAUCUUGUACAUAAUUCAUCUGAUGAAACAUCAGUUAUUCUCAAUGACUUUCAGUCUGAUCUUGAUAAAUUAAAAAAUAAAAUAGAUCAAUGCAAAUGCUUCAAAGGUAAAUAA